Emys orbicularis (European pond turtle) is the source of this 1671-nucleotide messenger RNA. It is a transcript of the gene XYLB, whose product is annotated as xylulokinase. Lineage: Eukaryota; Metazoa; Chordata; Testudines; Emydidae. The record is from RefSeq and is a predicted model, not a curated record. Gene Ontology annotation, molecular function: D-xylulokinase activity. Bases 19 to 1671 code for a protein of 550 amino acids. Gene Ontology annotation, cellular component: cytosol. Gene Ontology annotation, biological process: phosphorylation; D-xylose metabolic process; xylulose metabolic process. The transcript is spliced from 19 exons.
GCCCGGUGCUGCUGCACCAUGGCCGCCUCCGAAGCUCCCUGCUACUUGGGAUGGGACUUCAGCACCCAGCAGCUUAAAGUUAUUGCCAUUGAUGAGCAGCUGAGAGUCAUCUAUGAGGAUAACAUUCAUUUCGACAAAGACCUUCCGGAAUUUGGGACUCAUUGCGGCGUCCACGUCCACAGUGAUAAGCUGACAGUGACUUCUCCUGUGUUAAUGUGGAUCAAGGCUCUGGAUAUGAUCUUGGAAAAGAUGAAAUCUUCUGGCUUUAACUUCUCUCAUGUGAGAGCUUUUUCUGGGGCUGGACAGCAGCAUGGAAGCGUGUAUUGGAAAGAAGGAGCCAGCCAAAUUUUAAAGAAUUUAUCACCUGAUCUUCCUUUACAUCAAUUACUAAAGGCUUGUUUUUCUGUCAGUGACAGCCCUGUCUGGAUGGAUUCUAGUACUACUACCCAGUGCUUAUCUCUUGAGAAAGCUGUUGGAGGGGCACAGCACCUAGCUAAUAUCACUGGUUCACGAGCAUGCGAGCGUUUUACAGGAAACCAGAUAGCAAAGAUUUACAGCCAGACUCCUGAGGUCUACGCACAAACUGAGAGAAUCUCUGUGGUUAGUAGCUUUGCAGCAUCCCUUUUUCUAAGUGCUUAUGCACCCAUCGAUUAUUGUGAUGGUUCUGGAAUGAAUUUACUGCAGAUUCGUGAUAAAAUAUGGUCCACCGCCUGCCUCAAUGCUUGUGCGCCUGGAUUAGAAGAAAAGCUGGGACCUGUUGUGCUAUCUAGCUCAGUAUUGGGCUCUGUUUCUCCAUAUUAUAUUCAGCGCUAUGGGUUUAGUCCAGACUGUAAAGUAGUAGCAUUUACCGGGGACAAUCCAGCAUCGCUUGCAGGAAUGAAACUUGAAGAAGGGGACAUUUCGAUUAGUCUUGGCACAAGCGACACAUUGUUUCUUUGGAUUAAAGAACCAACGCCUGCAUUAGAAGGUCAUAUUUUCUGCAAUCCUGUUGACUCUCAAGCCUAUAUGGCACUUUUAUGUUUUAAGAAUGGCUCUCUAAUAAGAGAGAGGAUCAGAGAUGACUGUGCUUCAGGCUCCUGGGACGAAUUCUCCAAAGCCCUAAAAUGUACUGUUGUUGGAAACAAUGGAAACCUAGGUUUCUAUUUUGAUGUGAUAGAGAUUACUCCUGAAGCUGUUGGGAUUCACAGAUUCAACAGAGACAACAACAAGGUUCCAGACUUUCCAAAGGAGAUGGAGAUACGAGCAUUGAUCGAAGGACAGUUCAUGGCCAAGAGGAUUCAUGCUGAAAAGCUGGGAUAUAAAAUCAUGCCAAGAACAAGGAUUUUGGCCACUGGUGGAGCAUCAUAUAAUAAAGAAAUCUUACAGGUCCUGUCUGAUGUGUUUAGCGCACCAGUGUAUACUAUUGACACCGCCAACUCUGCUUGUUUAGGAUGUGCUUACAGAGCAAUUCAUGGGCUUGUGGCAGAAACAAGUGUGUCCUUGGUAGAUGUAGUGAAAUUAGCACCAGAGCCUAGAUUAGUUGUUACACCAACCGCUGGGGCAGACCAGCUCUACCAGCCCCUUCUGAAAAGAUAUGCAGAGCUUGAACAAAAGGUGCUCUACAGUCCAAACUCAUCUAUUCUGGCUAAAUUGCAAGAAAAAGAAAAAUCUAAGACUAGCUCAAGGAAUUGA